AUGACUAAAACAUUUGGUGGGUUCAAGGAGAGGCUGUUGGCUGAUGAUCUGUUUCUUGCUAAGGUCGGCAUUGAGUGCGGUGUUGGUAUCUUCACUAAGGUGAUAGCCAUAAUUGUAGAUUUCAUGCUGACCUCCUCUUGCAAGCAGUGCGCUUGCAUUAUUCGGCAGAAACAAAAACUUAACAUAUUUACUCUGUUUUCCAAAUCCCAUCUGUAUGUUGCUCUUGCUGGGACUUCCCAUUCAUUUUUACAGAGAAUAUGUGCUAUUGUGCGUAAUGGGGCAAAACUGUUUGCUGUUGGCACCACCUCAUCACUGGUUGGCACGGUGGUAACAAAUACAUUGAUAAAUGCCCGGAAGGCUGUAGACAAGUGUUCAGCAGGUGAAGUUGAAAAUGUGCCAAUAGCCAUAUUGUCCACCAGUGUUGCCUAUGGUGUGUAUAUGGCAGUUUCUAGCAACCUCAGGUAUCAAGUACUGGCUGGCGUUAUUGAACAGAGGAUUUUGGAACCUUUAUUACACCAGCACAAGCUAAUGCUUAGCGCAAUUUGUUUCGCUGUUCGAACGGCCAACACAUACUUGGGGUCAUUGUUGUGGGUGGAUUAUGCUCGGUUGAUAGGAAAUCAAAAGGCUUAGGAGGAGCAGAAAGAACUAGCUUGAUGUAUGAAUAUGGGUUUGCACAGCGGCAGGCAGCAGCAGCUUAAAGUUGGGUAUUUCAUUUGAAUUUUGGUGGGAUACCAAAUUUUGAUCUUUGAUCUUUGAAAAUUGAAACCUCAAGAAUUAAUUAGUCGAUAAAGGCAUAAAGCUGCCAUUUUUUAGUGUGUUUUUCUUGUUGAUCAUUUCAAAAUUUGUUUUGUUGGUUU
Manihot esculenta (cassava) is the source of this 857-nucleotide messenger RNA. RefSeq names its product protein RETICULATA-RELATED 4, chloroplastic-like. The record is from RefSeq and is a predicted model, not a curated record. Bases 1 to 630 code for a protein of 209 amino acids. The transcript has 7 exons. Lineage: Eukaryota; Viridiplantae; Streptophyta; Magnoliopsida; Malpighiales; Euphorbiaceae.